Thlaspi arvense is the source of this 798-nucleotide messenger RNA. Lineage: Eukaryota; Viridiplantae; Streptophyta; Magnoliopsida; Brassicales; Brassicaceae. The record is from the annotation of a GenBank genome assembly.
AUGUGCCAAGUUAGUGGAAAAUCCACAACUAGAUGGUUGACAAAUGAAGACUACACCGUGCUACAGACAUUUAUGUUGCUUAAUUGUGACACAUUUGCACCAUAUGAAAGGAUUAUUAAAAAGGCUACUCAAUCAUAUGAAUUUCCUAUGUGGAUGUUGGAUUUUGUUCAAGGUCCGAGAAGAAAUUAUACAUCUUGGCAUAUAUACUUGUUACGAGAAUACCGCUUUCACACGCAUGCCCAUGGCCAAAAUAAGAAAACUCUACAUUACGAUGUAUAUGUUAAGGGAACCACUGAUGCUGAUUAUUACGGGCUCAUUGAAGAUAUUAUGAUGAUCGAGUACCAUGGUGCCGUUGGGCUCAAAGCUAUGAUUUUCAAAUGCAAGUGGUUCAGUACUACAGAAGGCUGUGGAUUUCACAAACAUCCUUCAAGUAUCGUCGAUGUGUCUCCGCAUAGACGAUGUGAGAAAUAUGAUCCUGUUAUAUUAUCCGGUAAUUGUAAUCAAACAUGUUUUAUCGCUUAUCUACACGUUCGUCGUUCCUCAUCUGAUUGGUGGGCCUGUACAAAAGUUAUGCCACGAGAGUUUCUAGCUCUACAAGCAGUACAAGACGAUACACGCAACCAGGUUGUAGCAGCAAGUGCAAUGAUACGAAUUGAAUCACAUGUUAUGGAAGAUGCUUCUAAUUAUGAUAUGCAACAUGUAUGUCCUCCAAAUGAUGAAUACAUAUCAGAAGAUGAAUUAGAAAAUUCGGCUAAUGACUAUGAUUCUGAUACUGAUUCUGAUUAUGGUUCUGACUAA